Molecule: messenger RNA, 1363 nt
Organism: Xenopus tropicalis (tropical clawed frog)
Lineage: Eukaryota; Metazoa; Chordata; Amphibia; Anura; Pipidae
Gene: srd5a3
Product: steroid 5 alpha-reductase 3
Exons: 6
Coding region: 287-1243 (318 amino acids)
Biological process (GO): dolichyl monophosphate biosynthetic process; dolichol-linked oligosaccharide biosynthetic process; lipid metabolic process
Cellular component (GO): endomembrane system; endoplasmic reticulum; endoplasmic reticulum membrane
Molecular function (GO): polyprenal reductase activity; oxidoreductase activity, acting on the CH-CH group of donors; 3-oxo-5-alpha-steroid 4-dehydrogenase (NADP+) activity
Source: RefSeq, a predicted model, not a curated record
GGACCCUGCAGGCACCUGUAGGAAAGUCACAUGGGCGGAAGGGAAGCAAGCUACUAAUCGGUGCAUGAAGGACAGUAAUACUGCUGGUAACUUAUUCACCGUGAGACUUUUCCAUACCAUACCAAAAGCAUGGAUAUAUGAAUAAGAUAACCAGCAGGGGGCAGCAGAGUACAGCCAUCUAAUACGCUAUAGUGGAACGGUAUAUCCCCGCCCUACUUUCUCCAUAUGGGUGUGGCUUAUGGGAUGACAGAUGCUCACUGGCAGAGAGGAUGACACAUGGUAGAACAUGCAGCAUGUACAGCUAUUUCCGCCAGGAAUGACCCUACUGGCCCUAGUUUGGCUUCUGCUGGAUGCCACCUUCCUUAUCACCCUGCUGUGGCACCUGCUACAGGGAUGUAAGAGUGGGCACUCCCUUUUAUGCAGUGUCUUCCAGGAUCUAAUACGCUAUGGGAAGACUAAAACUGGCUUACAGCGGCCAGCAUGGCUCCAGUGGUUUGAUAUCCCAAAGCGGUGCUUCUGGCAUUUUUAUUGUGUCUCUCUGAUCUGGAAUGGGUGUCUGCUGUGGAUCCUCCUUCGCUUACUGCUCCAAAGUGUUCCAGUUCCAGAAUGGCUGCAACUGGUGCUUCAUUUCCUGCAUGCCGGAUCAGAACCACAAAUCCUGGAUAGAGAGCUUUCAGUUAUUCUGGCUCUUGCUCUGUUGUGGUUGCACAGCCUGCGGAGAUUGCUGGAGUGUCUGUUUGUGAGUGUCUUUUCCAAUGGGGUCAUUCACUUGGUGCAGUACUGCUUUGGCUUGGGCUAUUACUUCUUGAUUGGGAUCACUGUACUCACCUAUUGCCCACUGGACAGAAGGACUGUCUCCACGGACAAUCUUCUAACGCAGUGUCACUGGUACCAUAUCCUAGGACUGGCACUCUAUAUCUGGGCUUCUCUACACCAAUACAGAUGUCAUUGUAUUCUUGCUGGUCUGAGGAAAAGUGCAUCAGGGAACGUAAUAAACCUGAACCAUUCUGUGCCCUGCGGAGACUGGUUUGAGAGAGUGUCCUGCCCUCAUUACUUUGCAGAGCUCUUGAUAUAUGUGUCCAUCGCUGUUGUUUUUGGACUUCUGAACACUAUAUGGUGGCUGGUUGUUUUAUUUGUUUUACUUAACCAGGCAUUAGCUGCACUUUUGUGUCAUGAGUUUUAUCAUGAAAAGUUUGAUACAUAUCCUAUUCACAGGAAAGCUUUCAUUCCAUUUAUAUUUUGAAUAUAACUGUAUACUAUAUAUUUCCAUAUAUAUGCCUCUUUUGCUUUCUCUGUUUCAGUACUUAAGUAAGUGUAUUUAUCCUUGAUAUGGCAAUACAAGAGAAUAUAGUUUCAUAAUCCA